Molecule: messenger RNA, 1815 nt
Organism: Tilletiaria anomala UBC 951
Lineage: Eukaryota; Fungi; Basidiomycota; Exobasidiomycetes; Georgefischeriales; Tilletiariaceae
Exons: 8
Coding region: 1-1815 (604 amino acids)
Biological process (GO): carbohydrate transport; transmembrane transport
Cellular component (GO): membrane
Molecular function (GO): carbohydrate:proton symporter activity
Source: RefSeq, a predicted model, not a curated record
AUGUCCAACUCGGAAGCGCCGCACUCGAGGCGCGUCUCCACUGCCUCAGACGGCCUGGUGCACAGCAGCGGCGGUGCCGGUGCAGGGACGCGUUCCCGCAGGAGCUCCAUGUCUGGACGCAGCAUCCGUGCACCGCAGAUCGAGAUGCGCGGAGCGACGAGCCCCCUGGCGCGUGCAGGGAUCAAGAGCGACAACCUGAUGCUCUUCAUUACGUGCUUUGCUUCAAUCGGAGUCCUGCUGUUCGGCUACGACCAGGGCGUCAUGAGCGCGAUCAUCACAGGUCCGUACUUUAAGCAGUACUUCCACCAGCCGACGUCUUAUGAGAUCGGGACGAUGGUCGCCAUUCUCGAGGUCGGGGCCUUCAUCACAUCGCUCGCGUGCGGCACGCUCGCGGACAUCUUUGGACGCAAGAACACUCUCUUCUGGGGUGCCGUCAUCUUCAGCAUUGGCGGCGUCGUGCAAACGUUCACCACUGGCUUCCUCAUGAUGGUUAUCGGGCGCAUCAUCGCCGGCUUUGGCGUCGGCAUCCUCUCGAUGAUCGUCCCGACGUAUCAGUCGGAGAUCUCGCCGGCGGAGAACAGGGGCAAGCUCGCGUGCAUCGAGUUCACUGGUAACAUUGUAGGCUAUGCCUCGAGUGUCUGGUUCGACUACGCUUGCAGCUUCCUCCCGGGCCACCUCUCGUGGCGCCUCCCGCUGAGUAUCCAGUCGGUCCUCGGUAUCGUCCUCGCCGCCGGCUCACUCCUGCUGCCCGAGUCGCCGCGCUGGCUACUCGACAACGACCGCGAUGAAGAGGGUAUGCGCGUCCUCGCUGACCUACACGGCGGCGGCGACCCCAGCGAGCCCCGCGCGCGCCUCGAGUUCCGCGAGAUCAAGGAGAACGUCGUCUUCAUACGCACACAGGGUGACCGCAGCUACUGGUCCAUGUGGCGCAGGUACAGGUACCGCACGCUCAUUGCCAUGAGUGGACAGAUGUUCGCGCAGCUUAACGGCAUCAACGUCAUCAGCUACUAUGCUCCGCUCGUCUUCGAAGCCGCCGGGUGGAUCGGCCGCGACGCAAUCCUCAUGGCCGGCAUCAACGCACUGAUCUACAUCGCCAGUACCGUCCCGCCAUGGUACCUGGUGGACCGCUGGGGGCGCCGGCCCAUUCUCCUCUCUGGCGCGGUCGUCAUGGCCGUCGCGCUCGGCCUCUGCGGCUGGUUCCUGUACAUCGACGCGUGGUACACGCCCCGCGCCGUCGUCGGCUGCGUCAUUGUGUUCAACGCGGCGUUUGGAUACUCUUGGGGCCCCAUCCCAUGGCUCCUCCCACCUGAGAUCAUGCCGCUCGCUUUCCGAGCCAAAGGAGCCAGUCUGAGCACGGCGACGAACUGGCUCUUCAAUUGGAUCGUCGGAGAGGCGACGCCGGUGCUGCAAGAGGUCAUCACAUGGCGUCUGUACCCGAUGCACGCGUUCUUCUGCGUCUGCUCGUUCGUCGUUGUCUACUUCUUUUACCCCGAAUCAGCUGGAGUUCCGCUAGAAGAGAUGGGCACCAUCUUCGGUGAGGAGGAAGGACCAGUUCCGCAAGGCGACGAGGAGGAGGAGGAGGAGGGCCUGACCGAGGAGGAGCUGCAAGCGCGCCCGAUCCGCCGCUCCAUUUCCUCCCAUCCUCGCUUCCAGAGCGAGGAGGAGCGCGCGGCGCGCGCCGCAGCUAGCAAAGUUGCUGCAGCGGAGCGAGCACGCCCCAGCCGCCUUCCUAGCCGGCUCGGCAGGCUGUUCGGCAGCAACGCGCAAGCGCCGGACAGGAGGCUGUACGAGAGCCUCUCGCGUGACGAGCAAUAG